This is a messenger RNA of Trichophyton benhamiae CBS 112371, 2139 nucleotides long. RefSeq lists its product as uncharacterized. Lineage: Eukaryota; Fungi; Ascomycota; Eurotiomycetes; Onygenales; Arthrodermataceae. Bases 1 to 2139 code for a protein of 712 amino acids. The transcript has a single exon. The record is from RefSeq and is a predicted model, not a curated record.
AUGGUCAAACGAGUUGCCCCCCAAAAAAAAUAUAUCGAACUUCUGAACGAGGCCGUAGCGCAGGUAACUGCGGCCGUCGAACAACACGAAAACGCAAGGGAUAAGGUCCUUCUCGAUAUAUAUGCAGUGGGCCAAGAGACUCUCGGCUCAUAUUUUCCUAAAUUCAAAAAAACCCCCGAGUAUCGCCACAUUUGGCAUAAAGUCACGGCGGCAAUCAAAAAUGCGAACAAGAAUCAAAAUGCCGUACAAAAAGCACGGCAAUCGGUGGUAAAAGCCUGGGGACAGAAUGGCAGCCACUUCUUACAAUUCAACUCAGCUCAGGGCUGGACGAAAGCAGCUGGAAGGUUAGCGCGCCAAUGUCCGGACUAUACCCGUGCGGCCGAGUUUAUUGUGCAUGCGGUGGUUGAACGGCUUGACAAUAUGCGUUCAGGGAAAUCACUAUACCUGGAACCAGGUCUGGUUGAUUUACAAAGGGCCAUAGGAAUAUCAAAGGAGGCUCCAGCGCUACAGCCGGUUACAGCUGACAAGCUUGAUUCGCUUGGAGUCUACUUAGACUCUUAUGGUUUACUUCGGGCACGAACUACAGACAGCUCAACUAAUCUAAUUACAGAUCAUGCGUCAUUUGAGUGGAAUUCCCGUCCAGAUAUUCCCCAGCUCCCUCGCGCUAUCAUCGAAGAGCCGAGCGACAGCGGUUUGUCAUCCUCCGAAGCUGGAGAUGACGAUGAAGCACCUAAUCCACAAGACGCAGCCGGAGCCGAAGCCGAAGCCGCUGAAGCCGAAACUUCUAAAAAGACGCAACGGGCUGGGGAGAAAGCAGGAAAAGCGGGAAGAAUUUGGAAAAGUGGUGUUCCCAAGAAUCGCCUAGACCUACCAAAGGGACAGCGCUCAGAAGCUGAUAAUGAAUCCGGUAUCCAGAAUGCAGAGAGUAGCAUGAGGCAGCACGCUACGGAAGAAAUAGAAUUAGACAAAGAGGAUCAGGGGCCAGAUACGAAUCUUACUUUCAACGAAAUUGAGCACGGCAUUCAGAAUGAAGAGAAAAGCAUGGGCUCCGAAGCCGAAGGGAUAGAAUCGAACAAUAAGGGCCAGGAGACUGAUACAGAUUCGGACAUUAGUCUCAUUGAAACUGAACCUGAUGUUCAGGAUCGGAUCAACGUUGUGGCUAUUGAUCUCUCUAAGAACGAAAUUGCUAGCAUCCUAGACGAUAUUUUUCGUCGCAUGGGCUGUUCUAGCCCGGGAAAGGUCAAAGAAAUCCUUGCGACUGGCUAUAUGAACAUCGACCAUGUAUUCAAUUGGUGGGAUGACUCGAUAUACAAAGGCAAAUCAUUAUAUCAGCUUGCGGAUCUUGAAGCCAAAAUGUUCACCUUCCACCACGACGGCAAUGAGGCUAGUUUACAAAGCCACCAGUAUGGGCUUCUCCACCAAUUGCUAGAGGUGGAUCCUGUACUAUGGAUCCUUAAUGUUUGCCUCCAGAAAGGCAAGAAAGAACUUGCUGCCCUCCCGCAGCCAGUUUCCAAGAGGCCCAACAAUCUUCCUAACGGCCUCCUUAAUCGAUCUCGUAUCACACAAAAUGGCCAAAAUGAGGUAUAUAUUACGUCAAGAAAAAACGAUUAUGGACUUCUGUUCCAGCCGACUCUUCUUCCGCUUAUUUGGAAAAAUGAUCUGAAUUGUGUUGGUAAUUUAACCACGGAAGAACAAGUCAAGCAAUUGAGGGAUAAGUACCAAGCAGUAAAAUGGGACAUCGUUAGAAAUAAACCACUAACAACGGCGCGUCUUCCUUAUAACAUUGCAACAUCAUUACGAGGGCUAAGCCCUCUUUCAGAUGCAAUCCUCCUGCAGCGGCCCUACACGGACCCACAGGUCCAAAUCGAAAUGGAUAUUCUCUUAGGAGCAGAUCGAGAGUCAGCUUGGGAGUUCAUACAAAAAUGGCGCACUGCUGCUGUCCAGAGCUUAAUACUUCAUUUUAGUCUUUGGGUUUCACUCGAGAAGAGGGCAUAUCGUGAUAAAUCAUACUUGGAGGCCUAUAGUAUCUCUGGGAAGAGGCCAAAAACUCCAAAUCGGAAGAGGGAUUCAAAAGACCUUCUCCCCUUUACAAACCCUCAUCCAAAGCGUCCUUAUCCUUCUACCAAAUCAUCAAUCUAG